CCUUCCCAAAAGAGGAAUACCAAAACAUUUUGCCUGUAUAUAAAAGUGAGGUCUUUUCACAGCAAGAGAAUGAAAAGGGAGCAAAGCAGAUUGUUUCUUCAUUCAUUCUGUAGAAUAUUAACUGCUACUGCAUCAACGUGUCCACCAGUAAACAACUGAGAUGGCCAAAUAUUUGUUCUUUUUUCUACUGUUUGCAUGUGCGUCCUUGAGCCAUUCAGAUUCGAAAAGCUGUAAUGGCCGUUGUGGACAAGGCUACUACAAAGGAAGUUUAUGCCAGUGUGAUUAUGAGUGUCUAGGACUUAAUGAAUGCUGUACAGACUUUAAAAGCCUCUGUACCACAAAGAACUCAUGUAAAGGACGCUGUGGGGAGCCUUUUGAAAGAGGCAAUACAUGUCACUGUGAUAAUGACUGUAUCACAUACAAUCAAUGCUGCCCAGAUUAUGAGAGCUUGUGUUUGGUGGAAGAAUCCUCCAAUGAAGAUAUGACCAACUAUGAAGGAGGUAAAGAGGAUUUAGAGACCCCUGUGGAUGAGAGCGCAAGUGCAUUUUUGCCUGCUGAGGCAACUCCAUCUGAAGCAGAGGGUCCAGCGACCAUAAAACCAACAGAGGGUCCGCUGACCACAAUGCCGACGGAGGGUCCACUGACCACAAUGCCGACGGAGGGUCCACCGACCACAAUACCGACGGAGGGUCAGCCGACCACAAUACCGACGGAGGGUCCGCCGACCACAAUACCGACGGAGGGUCCGCCGACCACAAUACCGACGGAGGGUCCGCCGACCACAAUACAGACGGAGGGUCCGCCGACCACAAUACCGACCGAGGGUCCGCCGACCACAAUACCGACCGAGGGUCCGCCGAGCACAAUACAGACGGAGGGUCCGCCGACCACAAUACCGACGGAAGGUCCGCCGACCACAAUACCGACGGAGGGUCCGCCGACCACAAUACCGACGGAGGGUCCGCCGACCACAAUACCGACGGAGGGUCCGCCGACAACAAUACUGACGGAGGGUCCGUCGACCACAAUACCGACCGAGGGUCCGCCGACCACAAUACCGACGGAGGGUCCGCCGACCACAAUACCAACCGAGGGUCCGCCGACCACAAUGCCAGCCGAGGGUCCGCCGACCACACUACCGGCCGAGGGUCCGUCGACCACAAUACCAACCGAGGGUCCGACGACCACAAUACCAACAGAGGGUCUGCCGACCAAAACACCAAAGGAGGGUUCGCCAACACAAACAGAGAGUCUGACGACCACAACACCAACAGAGGGUCCCACAACUACAAAUCCAAAAGAGGUUCCAGCAAAGGGUCCAACAAACAAACCAGUCCCAAAACCUUUUAAACCAACUUUACCCAACAAUGACAAAAAAGAUACAGACAGCGAGCUGUACCAAGCUGAUGACUAUGACACUAAUCUGUGUAGUGGGCGUCCAGUCAGUGGUCUGACAACACUCAGAAACGGGACCAUCGUGGUGUUCAGAGGACAUUAUUUUUGGACACUGGAUAGAAACAGAAACCCUGAUCCUCCACGGUUGAUUACAAAUGUGUGGGGAAUCCCAUCUCCUAUUGACACCGUGUACACUCGUUGCAACUGCCUGGGAAAAACCUAUUUUUUCAAGGGGAAUAACUACUGGAGAUUUGAGAAUGAUAUAAUGGAUCCUGACUUCCCUAAACCCAUCAGUGAGGGCUUUGGGCGAAUCAGUCAUAUCACAGCUGCUUUAUCUAUGCCUCAGUACAGAAGCAGAAGGGAGUCCGUGAUCUUCUUCAGAAGAGGCGGGAAAGCUCAAACGUACACCUACCAAGUUACUCCAGAUUGUGGGAAAAGGCCAAUGACUCCAGUGAUCAGUUUAAGAAAUAGAUACAGAAGAGGGACUGAUUCAGCUCUUGGGGCAGUAAUUACCAUCUCAAAAAGCUGGAGAGGAUUUCCAACCACUGUGACCUCAGCUGUGUCUGUGCCGUCUAGGGUAAAAGAAGGGUACAAAUACUAUGUGUUCUCUCAAGGUCAGUCCAACAGCAUAAAAAUGGAAAGAGAUAAACCGGUGAUCCUAAAACCUGCCACCAGCCAAAAGGACAACACGGCAAACAGUUUCUUCAAUUGUCCAAAGUCCGACAACAAUUGAUCUUAUGCAAUGUACAGAAAACAUGAUUUCUAUUAAAAGAUUUUGAUAUUUUGUGUGAAAAAAAGCUUUUCUCAUAAUACUGGAAUUCAGAGACUGGAUUCACGCCACCAUUUUUUUUUCAAAAAACAUUUAUUGUAAAAUUAUUCAAAU
This is a messenger RNA of Misgurnus anguillicaudatus (oriental weatherfish), 2278 nucleotides long. RefSeq names its product proteoglycan 4b (gene prg4b). The record is from RefSeq and is a predicted model, not a curated record. Lineage: Eukaryota; Metazoa; Chordata; Actinopteri; Cypriniformes; Cobitidae. Gene Ontology annotation, molecular function: scavenger receptor activity; polysaccharide binding. Gene Ontology annotation, biological process: immune response.